AAUAUGAAUCCUCCUGCACUGAUGUGACCUGAUAAUAAAACUCCCAACUAAUGGUCGUCCUUUAUAGUACAAGGCAGCUUAUGUCUGCUACUGCUCAUGCCACUAAGCUGAUCCUCCUCCCCCUCUCAUAAAGGAUUCGUUUUGGACCCCCCUUUUCCCUAAUAUCCCGGUCUUUCUAAACAAUCCCAUCCAUCCAACCCAGAACAUUCCCAACAUGAGAUACCUAACACGAUGGCGUUCCAAGCGCAAAGCACCCAUUGUAGCCGAAAAAUUCCAAACCCGGGACUCGGACGAAAUCAACCAGGCAACACAGCCAGAUACCUUCUCCGGUCCACCGGCCAUCCAUGCAGCAUGGUUCAAUGUACACGACCGUUCGGAUUUCCGGAACAUCAGCACCAGCUUACCGGCUUCGAUUGAUAAGAUCACAAUUGCUAUCGGUAAUCAUGUCAGGGAUGGGGUGUACAGCAUUGUCAGCAUGAGCGCGAGCGCAUACUCAAUAACUGUUGUUUGCUCGACUGAGAAGUCCCGGGCUGAGGUUGCUGAGUUGGUGCAGAGGAUGAAGGAGGAACUGGGCCAGAAUGCGGUGAUUCCGCCGGAGGAACUGGUCUUGCUAAGAGAAUGGGAGGAGAAAUGGGGCGUGGUCGAAGAACUGUCUACUAUGGACGAUGGAUUGGAUACGGAUGUUGAACUUGAUCAUCGAGUGCUGAGUGCUUCACAAAGUUCGACAGCGUUAUAACGUUCCAUUUGGGAGAUGGUGCCGAAAUUGAAGUAUAGGUUUGGACUGAUGUAUACCCUG
This is a messenger RNA of Aspergillus pseudotamarii, 796 nucleotides long. RefSeq lists its product as uncharacterized. NCBI's taxonomy places the organism in Eukaryota, Fungi, Ascomycota, Eurotiomycetes, Eurotiales, Aspergillaceae. The transcript is spliced from 2 exons. The record is from RefSeq and is a predicted model, not a curated record. Bases 215 to 736 code for a protein of 173 amino acids.